GCUGUACACAAGACUGAUAUUUCAUUUUUCUUAAAGGUCAUGAGCAGUGUGGUGCAGAAGAUUGAAGGACCUCUUUGGAAGAGCUCACGCUUCCUCGGAUGGCGUUCCCACUGGGUUGUAGUUGAGAAUGGAACUGUCUCCUGGUACCCUAGACAAGCUGAUGCACUGGCUGGUGUUAGGAAACAGGGCUGUAAGUCUCUUUCACAAGCCUACUGCAUGGUCAAACCAUGGGAUCACUGCUUCUUCAUGCUCAGGUGCUUCGAUGACUCUGUGCAUUAUUUUAAAGUCCCCUCGCAGACAAAUGCCGUGGCAACAAGAAAAAGAUGGCUGGAUGCUUUUGAAGAGCAUGCAUCCUACUGCACUCGCCACGACACUGAAGAGGUGAUUAUAGAUUAUGCUGCGGGUGAUGUGAGAGUGAGGAACCUUGAACAAGCGCUUCAGGCAGCCAGGGCCUUCCAGCAAAAAUUGGAGAGUGAAGUGUCAACAUUUCUGUCCAUGGCGAAGAAUGAGGAGAAUUAUGAGUUGACUGGUACACUUCUGCUGAAAGCAAAAGAGACGAGUGAACUUUCCAGUGAAACAUGCUCUGCUCUCCAUCUGUGCCUUGAACUGCUGUCAAAGCAAGAAGAGGUGUGGAGCCUGAAAGUAGAGCAGGAAGUGGAGAAGAACAAAGCUCUAACAGAAGCCUUGCAGACUUUGGCAACUGAGAACCACGAGCUCAAGCAAUCCUUGAGUAAAAGGCGGAAGUCCUCCAACCUUAGUACUCUCAAUGAAGAUGACUUCUAUGAUGCCGUGUCAGACAAGCUAAAGAUCUGGAGUGAACUAGAUUCCUUCAGCAGCAGAGGCCAGCGACUGGUGCUUGAAGGCCUGGGUGCCAGCUGA
Maylandia zebra (zebra mbuna) is the source of this 879-nucleotide messenger RNA. NCBI's taxonomy places the organism in Eukaryota, Metazoa, Chordata, Actinopteri, Cichliformes, Cichlidae. The record is from RefSeq and is a predicted model, not a curated record.